Molecule: messenger RNA, 501 nt
Organism: Protopolystoma xenopodis
Lineage: Eukaryota; Metazoa; Platyhelminthes; Monogenea; Polystomatidea; Polystomatidae
Source: the annotation of a GenBank genome assembly
AUGGCAGAGGCUACUUCCCAAUUAACUUGUGGGUUUGCUGCUAACACCGCUCUAGUUUGUGGGGCUGAAUCUAGUCUUGAAUGCAGCUACACAACCGGACUCUAUCGAGCCAUUCUGGCGUUAUACAAGGAGCAAUACGCUCUUGCACAAGUUGAAGUGGAUCGAGCUAGAGACCUGCUAGAUACCGAGCUGACUGCAAUGGCCAGCGAGAGCUACAAUCGUGCUUAUCCGGAUCUCGUUGGUGCCCAGAUGCUCUCGGAAGUUGAGGAGCUAGUCCAAUAUAAGCUGCGUCCUGAGCGUCGGCCAAUUCUUCGGGCCGCCUGGCAUCGUCGGCUUCUCGGCUGUCAAGCUAAUCCUGAGGAUUGGGCUGAGCUGAUCCAGCUACGUAGUCUAGUCUUGCGUCCUAGUGAAAAUACUAAGACAUGGCUUCGCUAUGCUGGACUAUGUAGAAAAUCGGGCCGACUGGUAGAUACUCAAUUGAGAAAUUUUAGCUUGAGAUAG